AUGCAGAGUGGAGUAAAUCAAAAUAAAAAUACCAAACACAGGUUUGAAUGUUAUAACUGUGGAAAGCGAAGACACUUUGCUAGAGAAUGUCGUGCUCCAAGAAAAUUUAAGUCAAGAAAACCUCAACAAGAAGGUGCAGAUAUGUUAGCGUUUUAUGUAGAGAAUAACGCGUCUAGCACAGAAGAGAAUACUUGGAUUCUAGACAGUGGAGCCUCUGCACAUAUGACUUAUAGAAAGGAAUUCUUUAUGGAAUUGGUUGAAUGCAGUCAGAAGAUAAUAACUUUAGGAAACAAACAGUCUGUAGAAGUGUGUGACAUUGGUAAAGUGUUGAUAAAAAGAUAUAUAAAUGGACAGUGGAAAUCCAGUGAACUACUUGAUGUGUUGUAUGUCCUAAGUCUGCGAAGAAACUUAUUCUCAGAAGGUGCCAUAAUAAGAAGAGAUUACACUAUUAUAAAGAAAGAUUCAAAUGCAUUGAUCUAUAAAGAUAAUCAAGUGGUUAUGAGUGCCAGGAUCAGAGAAAAUAAUUUAUAUGAGCUGAAUAUAAAAGCAAUCACCCCAGAUAUUUGCAACUUGGUCCAGAAUAAUCAAAGUGAUAUCAAAAUGUGGCAUGAGCGACUGGGACAUCUAAACCUAAAAGAAAUUAAGAGUAUGUGUGCAAAUAAUGUUGUUACAGGUUUGGAAAUUAAUGACAAUGAUAAAAACAAUUUUGUAUGUGAGGCAUGUGCAUACGGAAAGCAGUGCAGGUUUCCAUUUCACAAAUCUGUACGAGGAGAACUACAACCUGGAGACUUAGUGUACAGUGAUGUCUGUGGACCAAUGUCUUGCACAUCAGUUCAAGGAAUGAGAUAUUUUGUCUUGUUCAAAGAUGCAGUAACUAGUUACAGGCAUGUAUAUUUAAUAAAAAACAAAAGUGAUGUUAUGGAAAUGUUUAAGAAAUAUAAUAGUAUUGUGAAGAAUAAAUACAUGCACAGUAUAAGAAUAUUACAUACUGAUAAUGGUAGAGAGUAUGUAAACAAAGUUUUCAAGGAAUAUUUGGACAAAGAGGGGAUAGUACAUGAGCUAACUGCUCCUUAUUCACCAGAACAAAAUGGACGAGCAGAAAGAGAAAAUAGAACCAUAGUAGAAAGUGCUCGCUCCAUGUUGUAUGCAAGAGAUGUUCCACUGGAGCUGUGGGCUGAAGCGGUGAGCUGUGCAGUUUACAUAUUGAAGAGAACUUCUUCAAGCCAGACUCCGGGUAAAACACCAUAUGAAUUAUGGAAUGGUAUCAAACCACAAUUAGGUCAUUUGAAGGUGUUCGGCAGCGUUGGAUAUGUACAUGUUCCAGAUCAAUUGAGAACUAAAUUAGAAAAGAAGAGUAAAAAAAUGAUGCUUGUUGGCUAUGAUAAUACCAAUUACAGAAUGUAUGAUGUAAAUAAUAAGUCAAUCAAAAUUUCAAGAAAUGUGAUUUUUGAUGAACAUCAAACUCCAGCAAUAAGAAAGAAUAUUAAUCAGAUAUGUAUAACUGAUGAAAAUGAAGAAAAGAUACAAAAUGAUGAAACUGAAGCAAGAAAUGUGGAUGAAACACUAAUGGAAACUGUAGCAUUACAAUCUGAUGACAGCUUAUUGAGUUGCAACAGUGAUGAUCCUACAUAG
Messenger RNA from Parnassius mnemosyne (clouded apollo), 1632 nucleotides. The record is from the annotation of a GenBank genome assembly. Lineage: Eukaryota; Metazoa; Arthropoda; Insecta; Lepidoptera; Papilionidae.